Molecule: messenger RNA, 432 nt
Organism: Sphenostylis stenocarpa
Lineage: Eukaryota; Viridiplantae; Streptophyta; Magnoliopsida; Fabales; Fabaceae
Source: the annotation of a GenBank genome assembly
AUGGCCACUGCGAGAACUGUGAAGGACGUUUCUCCCCACGAGUUCGUCAAAGCUUACUCUUCUCACCUUAAGCGAUCUGGCAAGAUGGAACUACCUGAGUGGACUGAUAUUGUGAAAACAGCAAGAUUUAAGGAGUUGGCACCCUAUGAUCCUGACUGGUACUAUGUGAGAGCUGCUUCCAUGGCAAGAAAGAUCUAUUUGAGAGGAGGACUUGGUGUUGGUGCAUUUCAGAGGAUUUAUGGUGGGAGCCAGAGGAAUGGUAGUCGCCCUCCUCAUUUCUGCAAAAGCAGUGGCGCCAUUGCUCGUCACAUUCUUCAGCAGUUGCAAACCAUGAACAUCAUUGAACCGGACACCAAGGGUGGCAGGAGAAUCACUUCCAGUGGCAGGCGGGAUCUUGACCAAGUGGCCGGACGGAUUGUGGUUGCACCUUGA